Archocentrus centrarchus (flier cichlid) is the source of this 9572-nucleotide messenger RNA. It is a transcript of the gene lingo3b, whose product is annotated as leucine rich repeat and Ig domain containing 3b. The coding region runs from base 157 to 2025 and encodes 622 amino acids. The transcript is spliced from 4 exons. NCBI's taxonomy places the organism in Eukaryota, Metazoa, Chordata, Actinopteri, Cichliformes, Cichlidae. The record is from RefSeq and is a predicted model, not a curated record. Gene Ontology annotation, cellular component: plasma membrane. Gene Ontology annotation, molecular function: protein binding.
ACGUGCAGCAACUUGUGGGCAAAGAGGAGAGGAAAACAGAUUUCACAUACGCACACAGCUGGACAAAUGAGGAGGGAUCAGGGACCACGCUUCAGCCCUGGGUAUCUGGCGCACUGACCCUGCCUGUAACAGGCGAGGAGUCAGAGGACCAGGGCCAUGACUGGCUCUCCUGGCCAUGGAGGGCGUGCCUUAGUGCCAUGGCCGAAGCUGUGGCGAUGGGUCCUGACUACUUCACUGGUUGCCAUGGUAACCUUGACACUGCCAGGAAGCAGCCAAGCCUGUCCACCACGGUGCGAGUGCUCAGCCCAGCUAAGGUCAGUGUCAUGCCAGCGGCGACGGUUAACCAACAUCCCAGAGGGCAUUCCUACAGAGACGCGGCUCCUGGACCUCAGCAAGAACCGGCUCCGCUGGGUGCAGACAGGAGACCUGGCACCAUACCCACGGCUGGAGGAAGUGGACCUCAGUGAGAACCUCAUUGCCACAUUAGAACCGAAUGCCUUCUCCACCCUCCAGAGUCUUAAGGUGCUGAAGUUAAGAGGGAACCAGUUGAAGUUGGUGCCCAUGGGGGCCUUUGCCAAGCUUGGCAAUCUUACCAGCCUAGAUCUUAGUGAGAACAAGAUGGUGAUUUUAUUGGACUACACCUUCCAGGAUCUGAGAAGUCUAAAACACCUGGAGGUCGGCGACAACGACCUGGUUUAUAUAUCCCACAAGGCAUUCUCAGGUCUGCUGGGUCUGGAGGACCUCACUAUAGCGCGCUGCAACCUGACAUCCAUUUCUGGCCAGACUCUGUCCUACCUCCGCAGCCUGGUUACUCUUCGCCUUCGCCACCUCAGCAUCACUGCCCUGGAGGACCAGAACUUUCGCAAGCUUUCCAACUUGCGGGGUUUGGAUAUUGAUCACUGGCCAUACCUGGAGUACAUUUCCCCUCUUAGUUUUCAGGGCCUGGAUCUCCACUGGCUCUCCAUCACCAACACCAACAUCACUUCUGUCCCUUCGGCUUCUUUCAAGAACCUUGUCCACCUCACCCACCUUAACUUGUCCUACAACCCCAUCACCACAUUAGAGUCUUGGGCCUUCAAGGACUUGCUGAGGCUGAAAGAACUCAUCAUGGUAAGCACAGGGUUGAUGACAGUGGAGCCCCAUGCCCUCGGAGGCCUCCGACAGAUCCGGGUCCUCAACUUCUCCUCAAACGACCUGCAGACACUGGAAGAGGGUUCCUUCCAUUCUGUCAACAGUCUGGAGACCCUCAGAGUGGAUGGGAACCCCCUAAUGUGUGACUGCCGUCUGUUGUGGAUCCUGCAAAGACGCAAGACCCUCAACUUUGACGGCAGAGUGCCGGUGUGUGCAGGGCCGAUGGAGGUGCAAGGCGUGAGCCUCAGCUCCUUCACCGAUUCUGCACUCUUCGAUCACUUUACAUGCCAGAAACCUAAGAUACGCAACCGAAAGCUGCAGCAGGUGAUUGCACGUGAAGGCCAGCCGGUGAGUUUUCUGUGUCGAGCUGAAGGAGAACCUCCCCCUUCUAUUGUCUGGAUUUCCCCACAGCGCAGACGGAUCACAACUAAGAGUUCAGGACGCAUUACUGUUCUCCCCGGUGGCACCCUGGAGAUCCGCUAUGCUCAGCUCACUGACAGUGGAACAUACAUCUGUAUAGCCAGUAAUGCCGGAGGCAAUGACACCUACUUUGCCACACUCACAGUGCGUGGCCAACCGCUGGAUACCGCCUCAGCCUUCUUUCUCAAUCGCUCACUGUACAGCAGCGAGUUCUUCAACGACACAAAUCUAAACAGCACACGCGUUUUCCUCAAGUUCACCUUGGACCUGACCACCAUCUUGGUCUCCACAGCAAUGGGUUGCAUCACGUUCCUUGGGGUUGUCCUCUUUUGUUUCCUGCUGUUGUUCGUGUGGAGCCGGGGACGCGGACAACGCAGGAACAACUUCACAGUGGAGUACUCCUUCCGGAAAUCUGAACCCGCCACUGGAAGCUCUUCAGGAGGGACCAGGAAGUUUAAUAUGAAAAUGAUAUGAAACAACGCAGCCAGGGGUCCCUCGGGGGAGGCAUGAGCACGUCCCAUAAACGUGUUUGACACACGCAAACACACACAGCCUCUGACUCGCAAAGAAGUUUGACAACAUAAGUCCCUGUCUAUUGCUCCACUCAUUUGAGUGCCCACAUCAAAACCAGAGCCGUGACUCAAUUUGGUCCUGGCCCUGAUCUCUCAGCAAUUUAAUUCAGCUUGUGGUCAAAAUUUGUUUAAAUGACACUGUAAGAAGCAACAGCUACUUUUCAUUUGUGCUUGAUAAUAUAGAUUAAAGAAUUAUAGGUGAUAAGAUGUAAAUUGGCACAAUCACUGGCCUGUGGACUACUGAUAGUCCUGUUUCUCAUUGACUUUAAUGAGAAAUGAAAAGAUUUCCUUUUUAAUUUAAGUUUCCCUGUUCUGUUCUUUUUUUUUUCUGUAGAGUCAGCAAUUCAAAAAGAAAUCUAAUGCAGAGAGCUUCUGUCCAUUAAUUACUCUCUCUAAAGUCAGAUGUUAGAUUCAACUCAUUGUGCACACAAGGCACACAAUGAAAUGAUCAUUCCAGAUCGCUCAUCCAGAGACGAGCAUCUGCGGUCAUGCAACCAGAGACCGGCGCUACGUUAGGCGGUGUGGUUUAAGUGUCUUGCCCAAGGACACAGUGCAGCGCAGGGACAGGGGCUUGAACCUGCAACCUUCCAGCUGCAAAGUGGCCUGCCCACUGAGCCACUGCCACACGCUAAAGGCUGCCAUGUUGCUAAUCAUGCAUGUAGCGUUAAUGUGUAAGUUUGCACCAGCCAUAAAAAUACAGUUUUGAAAGACUGCUUAAUAAGUUUUUCUAUAGCACAUAUAACAGGCAUUGUUAUUUAUUCUGACCACAGCUGAGGAGCAAGGAUUACAAAGGGCCAAACGUUUUAUGAACAUUAUCACGUGGCCUUUGCUUUAAUGUGAAAAUGCUGAAAAAUAUGACCCAAUAAGAUUUGCAUAAAUGGCCAAAAAAAACCAAAAAACAAUCUGGCUUUUUCUUCUUUGUGGGAUUUUGCAACAUUAGCUGUGUGAGUUUGGGACGAGCACACCGGCUGAGAGUUGCUGUGGCAACCUGUGACUUGGAGGGUUUUGUUAGGAAGUUGUGCCCACGGGUCACAGGUCGCCACUGUAACUAUGCCAACCAACACAGGAGGGACAAAGAGGGACCAGGAUGGCGGCCACAGGAGGGUUGCUGGGUAGAAGAGGAAGGGAAGUCUCUGUGACCUCUGCUUCCUCGGCCCUACAUCACAGCGCUCACUCAUCCUCUUUCUUCAACACGGGAGGGUCAACCUGCCGCCUCCUGCCCCUCUUCCCUGCUCUCUGCCGUGUUGGUGGUCACCCGGCCUUACCAGUGCUGCCAGGGGGGAGCAGCCUGGUGAGAUGGGUCAUACUUAGAGGCAGACAGAGGACACACAGUCCCACUAGGAGGUGUUCGCAUAAACACACAUAAACACCCCCAUCCUACGAAUGGAAAGCGACACAUGUACAGCCCCUUUUCUCAGGAAAAGUGAAAUAACUAGCCUACAGAGUGAGAAUGGUUACACAUAUUUACUCUGAUAAACUAUAAAACAUUCCAGCAAUACUUUAUGUGGCACCAGAAAGCCAAAAUCCAUUCUCCAAGAGAGAACUGAUGUGAAUUUGUGAGUGCAUAAGCUAAGCCAUAGUUGUGUAGGUUGUAUUUUUAUACAGUCGUGUGUGCAUGAUUCAGUUAUAUAAUUAUUGCCACUGCCAUCUUACAAGCUGUCGCAAUGAUCACAAGACCAUCUGCUGUCACUGGGCUUGCAUAAAGUUUCACCUUAUAACAUACACACACACACACACACACACAGAGGAGAUAAAACCACAUCGAGGUUAUUUAGGCUGAUAGGAACAACAAUCAGCGACACAUGAAUAAACACAUGAACCAAUGAAAAACCAUGGCAAUCACAAAGUGCGGCGCUUGCUGCUCUCUGUCUGUCUCUGAGAGGGCCGGUGUGCGAAUGUCUCUGCCCCCCUAGCCCAGUGCUUCCCCCCUCCUCACCCACAUCCCCCACACACCCCCACUGGGUCCUCCUUUGGGAGGGGUCCCUGGCUGGAGACCAAGGAUUCAAAAUGUAAAUGAAGUCGUGUUAACCCUACCCACGCCAUGUGCAUCGUAUAGUGGAGAGUAGUACUGUGGUUUUAAAAAUGAAAAAAAGAUUUUAAAAUGACUAAAAACUUUAUUUUAAGUGUUUUGUUUGUCCUUCAGUUUAUUUUCUUUUUUUUUCAGUUGUUGUUCUCUGUGACCUUUUGGCUGUUUGCCGUCUUAAUGUUCUUUGUCCUCCAUGUGGGAUUGUUCUGUUCUCAACACCUCAGACAGUACGUUAUACGGUACACAUGCACCCAUUCACAUCUCAGGGUGCACGCAGGCUUAAAGCAGGCAGUGUCUUAAAUUCAUCAAGAACUGAGACUUAAUCCAAAGCUGUGGUUGAUACCUGCUAUACACAAUAAGAGAGACAAAGUUAACAGAUUAAACUGAUUUUUUUCUAUCUGUAGGUUUAUACAUUAGCCUAAAAGCUUAACAAGCUUUUCUCAGCAAGUAGUUACUAGGAAGCUGUGAGAUGAGGACUUUACACACUAGAGUAAGUCAUGGAUUUACCAUGGACUGUAUUAUUUAAAAAAAAAAAAAAAAAAAAGCCUGAUGUAGUCAUCCUGAUGUCAACUUUUGGUUAUUGAAACCUUAUAUUUGGCAUUUUAGCUGUUGCCAUUUUUUUUUUUUUUUAAUAGGGACAUGACCGUACAUGACACUUUGCUGUAAUGUUAAAUAGGAUGUUAACUUUGGCUAGCAGAAAAAAGGAGGCUCAGUAUAAAGAUGUAGUUACCGUGUAGUCUGCACAUUUAGUACAACCAAAUGCUAAAUGAGACAAAACUGGAGAUGUGCUGAUCAAUCAGCCAGCAACAGGAUUUGGCUGAUUUUGAAUGCUCUCUGCCCAACUGGGACUGGCCUGAUCAGCCUAAUGUAUGUCUGUUUCAGUACGUGCAACACCAGCGCGGCAAUGUAGGCAAAUCUUCACUGUGAGAGAAGACACAAAGUUUGCCACAGUAAACUGAGCGUGGGACCACCGUGAAAACGUUUGUAAUGACAAACCUAAUCAGACACUUCAACUACCGUUACCCAGCUGAACAGGAAUGUUUUAAAGAUGCUAACAAAGGAAAAGCAAUCCAGAGCUCAGAGACAUCCAGCAGCUCAGUCAGAAUUGGCAAAAAUCGGUAUCGGCAGGUCACACUUGGUAAAAAUAGGAAAUCUGAAUGAGCCUAGAAAACUGCAAAUGGUGCAUGUCUUGACAAACUAGCAUCUACCAACAAUAAUUAAUUACAUUGGGCUUAAUUCAGUUUAAAGGUGUUAUUUAUACAAAAAUCUACACACAUAAAGAUACUUUGAAAAAUGACGGUCCACGGCGAUAUCAAGAGGCCACAACAUUAUUUAGCUUAGGAAAAUUGUUGCCAUUUACAUGUCAGGGGUUGCAGAUAGUCAUAGACCUACUGUAAGAAACUGAGGGAACAUUCUUCUGAAUGCUUGCUUUAUAUAGCAAGUUAAUGGUUUGGAGAUCAUUUCCCCCAGGUAAGAGACACCUCAGAUUCUUGAAACCUUUGCUGAAUAAAUCCUGCAAACUCCAUUUUUGUCGCUUGUAAGGGAUGAUGAAACCACAGCCUCUCUGUCAGAAUGAAUAACUGAACAGCUCUUAAAGAUUCAUGAGGCCGAACAAGAAUAGAUGAACAAAUUAGCCUGGUUUUUAACAACCUCUUUGACAGCGUCUGCAGCCAUUUUGGCUCUCGGGGUGUUGAGAACAGGAUGUUGCCUUUGUGGAUAUCUCCUCUUCCUCAGCCAUGCCUUGUGUGUUUCCAUACCCCGGUACUUCUCAGUGCAAACCCUAGGUUUAGAAGACAGUGAGAAUGUCUGUAGCGAUUGUCGAUGGUGUUAUUGUGUAAACAUCGGUCUCAAAUGUAAGCGUAGAUGAAGGUGUGUUUCAUUUUUUUGACCUUCUUCUCCUUCUUCCCUCUUUACCGUCCUCGUCCCUUCUUCCUUUCCCCCCCAGUCGUCUUUCUUCAUCUCCUCGUUGUGCCUGUUCACAGUAUUAGGCUGGAAUAUGGUUGUGCGGUAGUAGACACGUGUUCACUGUGGCUGGUGAGUAAGUGUUGUUGUCUUAUGAUGUGUUGCUCCUCAUGAUGCCAUCAGACAUGGAGCAGUGAUUAGAUCAUUGGAGACAAAAGAUGAAAGGAAGGGGUGACCCAGGUUCCCUGAAAAAAAAAACACAAAACACACACACACACACACACACACACACACACACACUGGUUUCCAUUUCAUGCACCCAUUCCUAAAAAAAAAUGUCUGGAACUUUUCCCUCUCUGCACAGUGCCACUCUGGGAUCUUUCUCUGCAUAUGAAACCCCAUGGACUGUACUGUAUGUAUUUUCUCUUGACAAUAUCUUGUUUCACUUUAACUUGCAAAUGUAGAAAAGAGGUUGGGUUGUUGUAAAGCCGUGACUAAACACCUGUAUGCUCACUUUCUGCCCACUGAGGUACACUGAGUCAUCUUGACAGGGAGGUAGUCCAUUCAUUAAAAACCUGACACAUCAAGCUGAUCGGGGUUGGAACGAAGCACUUGUAUCUAUUCAAGCUCCAAACGCUUGCGUCAAGCUAAAUGUUGCUUUAAAAAAAAAAAAAAAAAAGAAGUGUCUUGCAUUUUAAAACUCCUUGCAGAGGUUUGCUUUCAAAGGUUUUAUUGAUAUGCUAAAGAUUUUAAUUGAUAAAGAGAAAUUACACUUUUCAAAAAAAGAAAAAAAAAUCCUCAGCAGCUCUCCUCAGAAAGACGGCAGCGCACACAGCUUUGCAGCUGAGCCUUUGCCUGACUCUGACUGACAGACUCUCUGUGUUUGUAGAUACCAGUGGAGGCGAGUUUGAUUCAUCUCCUCUGCCACGAUUCUUGAGAAAGUAGGCUGAGAUAUCCCCCGCUCCCUCCGCUGGUGUGUCCUUGCCUGCGGUUGGUAUACCGUAGUCUAGACGUCCCAUUUACAGCAGCAGCAGAAGCAACCUCAGUGUUAGUGUACCUUCCACUCUUCAAAGACCCACAACAAAAUAAGAAAAGAAAAAAAAAACCCUUAGACACCACAGUCAUGGCAUCAAGCUUGAAUUAUUCAUUUUUUCAGUGUGUCACAUUGUUUCCAUUCCAUUAACACACUGAAGAAGGCUUUGCUUUAAAUGCUCUAAGCUGUUUACUUACUAUUUUGGCCAAAAAAAAAAAAAAAAAAGAACCACAUUAGCCUUCCCUUCAAGACUACAUUUCUACAGCUUUUGUCUCCUGUCAUUUCUGAUUCCAUAUUAGCUCUAAAUAAAUCCAUCUCUUCCCCCCACGUCCUACAGCUGCCGGUUUUGAUUGGAUUAGACUUGAGAAUUAUCAGAGCUGAGACAAGCAGUAAUGGGAUGACAGACAAGUGAGUCUGGCUGAUUGGGUGAUUACUUGGCUUAUUAGUCCCAUUUCCAUAACAGACCUUUCAGACAGAGUGUCAUGCAAAUAGACUUUUAGCUUUUUAACAGUAUCAGUGUCAGACAGAAAUAUUACCUAUGGUGAUUUUCUCAAAGAGGCGGCAAUGCAAACAAUCUGCAUGUUCUGCAGCUGGGCAUGUUGCGGAGCUUUGCUGAAACACUUUAAAGCACCUUGGACAGACAAAUGCUUCAUCUUAACCUUGACCAGACAAUAACAAGUGCCCCACCUCCCCACCCCCAACCUUUCUCCUUGACUUUCUUCUGUGUGACAAUACUGACCCCCAGUGGUCACUGUGAGUAUGUGCAACAAAUAGGAUCCUGAUGCUGUUGUACCAAAGCAACACCUCGGGGUCCUGUGCAGGAAAGAGAGUAAAUUGACUGUUAGCUCCAUAAGUCAGUGUGUCACUGAUUUUCUUAUAGCCAUAGCGUGACCCUCAUCUAGGCACUGGGUGAGUCUCUGCCUGCAAUGGGAGCAGGAGAGGCCUUCAUCUCGUCAAAAAGCAACUGCUCUGACUCAGUCUGGAGAAACCCCCACCAGUCUCACCAAACCCCCCUAAAAAAUGUCACAGCAUUAUUCUUUCUCUGUAUAUGAUUGAGCGCUGAUCAGCACAUGAUUGGCUACUCUCUAGAGGAAAAAAAAAACAACUUUCUUUCUUGUGGUCUUAGCAGAUUAAAUCUAUGCAUGCCUUUUGUAUACAGUGAUUGGUCUUGCCAAACUCUCACCUACACUUGUACAGAGAGCCAUGGGUGCCAUCAUCGCUGGCCAUGGGACUGGUUGAAACGAUUAACAUGUGUUUGAUCUGGUACAAGUUAAAGCCAGGGGCAAAGAAUCACCUGCAUUCACGAAUAUAUAAAGAAGCAUUUGUUUACUUGGGAUGAUUGUACUUUUACACAUAUCUAUCUACAAACAGACGAUCUGCUCAGAUAUGUAAGCUAUUGAUAAAGCUAUUGAUAUUCCAAGCAGGAUGGUGGGACUGAUCAAUCAUGCUGCAUGGGGACAGGAUUAUUCAUGGCAUACUUUCAUUGAUCUAUCUUGAACCUUGUCACUCUCCCAAAGUCUCUCUGGAGUAGGAGGAGGCAUACAGAGCUCUUAUAGACCUGGUUGGCACUCAUUCCUAGGUUUCUACACUAGCUAGGUUUCUACUAACUAUUUCCUCUUAAAAACGAGAUGGUGCCAGCGUUUGUGCUUUUUUCUCCAGGUCUGGGGUAAUAUAGUGCUCUGUCACCUCUCCCACUCUCAUUUGGUAAAGCUCUGUAUUUGUUGGAGCCCUCUAAUUUAGUGCCAACAGAUAAAAUAAUACUGAUACUUAAAUCUCUCUCUCUCUCUCUCUCUCUCUCUCUCUCUCUUUCACACACACAACUCGGCACCGACCUCGUGAAGUAUCUCAAAACAUUUUUCAUCUAUCACUCUUUCUGUGCACAGGUGCACAUUUGUUUCCCUUUGACACGAUUGCUACUGACUGCUGAAACCUAGGAAUGGGUGCUGAGCGCUCCAACUAAAUGCAGAGCCGAUGUGAAAACAGCAGGUUAUCAGGUUGACUCGUGUCAAAUGAUCAAUCCUUACUAUCAAAGAGACUGUUAUACAAUCAAUACCAAAUCUGGACUCUGAUUUUCUCUGGCUUCUCGAGCAUCUGAGUGUACCUGAAUAUUUCUAGCAUGUAAAUUUUGUGCCAUAACGUGUGGAUCCUUGGAGAAGAAGAACAGGAACUGUACAUAUUAGAUCUAUUAGCCAUAUCAUGUCAUCCAAUCUGUAGACCUCCUUGCCAUGUCUGACAGAGGAAAAUGACUGUUGAACUGUAAAUAGUGUAGGUAUAGUAAAAUAGGAUUUAUCUGCUGUUUAUUUUCUCCAGGGAUCACCCAUGUUUUGCUCAGUCCCAUGGCUGCUUGGUCUCAAAGGGAAGGAUAAGACAAUAAUGUACUUGUCUAUAGAACACAUAUGACUUCUUUUUUAAUUUAAAUGUAUGUUUUAUAUACUGUCUGUCUUGUAAAUUAGCUCCUUUUUCGUCAUAAAAGCAUGAUGUGACUCGA